UAUUAAAAGCCUUCACCUCCAACUCCCUCCACAAUCCGUCCUCCCCACACUACUGCACCCACACUAUCCCAGCCUUCCCCGGCAAAUGUCUCUCUACCUCACAAGCUCUCCCAAGGACUGCUCGCAGAAAGGCUUCCACAUCAAGAAGCUCAACAAGAAGCUCCUCUACACCCUCUCCACCCUCGUCCUCUCCAUCCUCUCCGCAGGCUUCCUCAUCUGGCUCAUCCUCCACCCCUCCAAGCCAGAAUUCUCCCUCAAGGACACCUCGGUCUACGAGCUCAGCCUCUCCUCUCCCCACCUCCUCAACUCCACCAUCCAAACGACCAUAGUAUCCAAGAAUCCCAACGACCGGGUCGGCGUCUACUACGACCAGCUCCGAGUUUAUGCAGCCUACAAGGGCCAGCAGAUCACCGCCGACGCCGCGCUCCCGCCCUUCUACCAAGGCCACCAGGACACCAACCUCUUGUCGGCCUCCUUGCAUGGGGCCGGCAUGCCGGUCGCGCCCUCCUUCGGUUAUGAAGUUGGCCGGGACCAGACCGCCGGGAGGUUAUACCUCGGCCUCAAGCUCGAUGGGCAGCUCCGGUGGAAGGUCGGGACAUGGGUCUCUGGGAGGUACCGCUUCGAUGUCAACUGCAUCGCCGUCGUAGCAAUUACGCCUGGGGACACCUCCGGGCUGCUCAGCUCGGUUCAAGGCAGUCAGUGUUCCACCACCGUCUGAUGAUGGUGAGAGUAGAGUAGUAGUAGUAGUAGUGCAUGGCUGGUCUACAGUAUUUGUUUUAGUUUUUGUUUGCAGCAAAGUUGCACUUUCUUCAACCUGUUGUGUAGCUAAAUGCAUGUGUUUGAAUGUAGACUGAUCCUUUUGUACACCUUUUGCAUUAAACUUUGUAUGUAUUAUAAUUACCUUAUGAUUAGUACAGUAUAUGUUUUAGUUUU
Messenger RNA from Phoenix dactylifera (date palm), 933 nucleotides. The record is from RefSeq and is a predicted model, not a curated record. NCBI's taxonomy places the organism in Eukaryota, Viridiplantae, Streptophyta, Magnoliopsida, Arecales, Arecaceae.